Molecule: messenger RNA, 1332 nt
Organism: Prunus armeniaca (apricot)
Lineage: Eukaryota; Viridiplantae; Streptophyta; Magnoliopsida; Rosales; Rosaceae
Source: the annotation of a GenBank genome assembly
AUGGCUCUCUUUGUAGUGCUCAUUGCUAUGGAAGCCACAUCUGUUCACGGCCAAGGCAAUGGAAAUGGCAACGGCAACGGCAACACUGGCAGUGGCAACGGAAAUGGGAAUGGUAAUGGCAACACUGGCAGCGGCAACGGAAACGGCAAUGGAAACGGCAACACUGGCAGCGGCAACGGAAAUGGCAAUGGGAAUGGCAACGGCAACACCGGGAGUGGCAACGGCAACGGUAAUGGUAAUGGCAACGGGAAUGGAAACGGCAAUGGGAAUGGUAAUGGAAAUAGUGGAAAUGGCAACGGUAAUGGCAAUGGCAACGGCAACGGCAACGGCAACGGCAACGGCAAUGGUGGCAACGGAAAUGGCAAUGGUGGCAAUGGAGUCAAUGACAGUACAAACUACGACGUAUUGCCACCACUAGAAUCCGGACAGGAGCGAUACCAGUGCAAAGCACUAGGGGCCUGUUUCUACAAGACCCUUGUAUGUCCACCAGAAUGCCCUCAGAGAAAGCCCAAAAACAACAAGAAAGAAAAGGGUUGCUUCGUUAACUGCGGUAGCAGCUGUGAAGUCACUUGCAAGGUUAGAAGAAACAACUGUGACGGCUAUGGCUCUAUCUGCUACGACCCUCGGUUUAUUGGUGGUGAUGGUGUCAUGUUCUACUUCCAUGGAGCCAAGGGAGGAAACUUUGCCAUUGUCUCAGACGAUAACCUCCAAAUCAAUGCACACUUCAUCGGGACUCGACCACAAGGAAGGACUCGCGAUUUCACAUGGAUUCAGGCCAUCUCAGUGAUGUUUGACACUCACACCCUUGUCAUUGCAGCAAAAAGGGUCUCAAAAUGGGAUGACAAAGUUGAUGCUCUCAUGGUAAAGUGGGAUGGUGAGACCACUAGCAUCCCAACUAAUGGAGAAGCCGAAUGGAGGACUAGCGACAAAGACAGAGAGGUGAUAGUCGAAAGAACGGAUGACACUAACUAUGUAAGAGUUAUAGUGACUGGGAUCGUGGACAUAGCCAUUAGGGUUAGGCCUAUUGGAGACAAAGAAGACAGAGUUCAUCACUACCAUAUACCAGAUGAUGAUACUUUUGCUCACUUGGAGACACAAUUCUCAUUCUCCAAUUUAUUGUCUCCUCUUGUUGAAGGAGUUUUGGGAAAGACUUACAGGCCAGGCUAUGUUAGUCCAGUGAAGAGAGGAGUUCCAAUGCCAUUGAUGGGUGGGGAAGACAAGUAUAAAACUCCAUCACUCUUUUCACCUCUCUGCAAGGUGUGCAGGUUCCAAACUACUACUCAAUCUGCAGGGCUUGCAAUUACAAGUGAAGGACUUGGUGAUCAAUACUGA